AUGGACCCGCCAAGACAGGCCCGUGCUUCCAGUUUGGGUGCUUCGGAGAGAAGGAACGAGGCCACGAAGAGGAAGAGCAAGACCCAGCUGGAGAGACUGGACGACAAACGAGCGUUCGUAGCAUUGAUCGAUUGCCAAGAGAGGCACAUGGCGACCAUCUUGACCGAGCUCGAUCAGGGAGCCAAGGAGUCCCAUUGGGUGUGGUAUAUCUUCCCCACUGAGAAGGCUGGAGCGUGUGAUGAAGCCGAGACUCGCAUCACCGAGGAGAACGCCAUUGAACUGUGCCGAAAUGAAUCCACGGCGAUGGACUGGCAGAAGUGUUUGGAGAAGAUCUGUGACUUAUUGGAAGCUCGCGGCCAACGACCCGCCGAUGGUUAUGUUUUGCCACUGGCUGAUCACGGGCGGGUGUACAGGUUCGUAGAGUUUUGGGCCAGCUAUGCCCAGACUCCGGACUGGACCGAAGCAGAUGCGGCAGACGCAGCAGAUGGCAGUGGACAGAAUGGCAAAGACAAGAAAGGACAGAACGGCAACGAGCCAAGUGAUUCCAUCGUUCUCACGGAGGGUCGACGGCGUGUCGAGAGCGGAGAGCCGUUACAGCUGGAGCGCGAACACGAACAGCGCGCUCCGCCAGCCAAGAAAAGGGAGGGGAUUGCGGCGUGGCCGGAGGUCCAGUCGCAGUGUGUGGCAGGUGCUGCUGCUGGGGCUCGUUCAGCUAUGUCUGCAGCUGGCAACCGGGUGAGCAUUGGAGGGGCUGCUUUGGCGACCUUGGUCAGUCCGGAGGCUGCUCCAGAUCGCGCCUCUCGGAGCUCGGUGUUCAGCGGGCGUUUCAUGCCGCUGUCCCUGUGGGCGCAAGCGGAGAGCACCACACCACCGCCCUCCGGACCGGGGUCUCCCGAGCAGAAACAGGAUGUGAAGCUGUCAGAAGUGCUGGACGGAGAUUCUCCUGUGCAAGAAGGUGAAAAGAAAGCGGAGAGGUUGCAAAAGAUGCCAUCGAAGGAAAGUGCUGGUGCCGCUGAGGCAGACGCCGCCCACUGCGGCCACGCGACGUUGCCCACGCCGCCGAUCGCUCCAGCGGAGAGGAAGGGAGCUACGAGAGGAUCCUCUGCACCUCCGGACCCAUGCAGAUCCAAAUCUGAUGGAGAAGAGGAACGUGCCGUGCUUCCCCGCCCGAUGUCAGCUGACUCGAUGGCUGAGAAGGAUCGGAAAGCUGUCUCCAGCAUGAAGCUGGUGGUGACACCCACGAAGGAAGCGGAUGCGAGUCCUCCCUUCACAGCGAGCCUGGCGUCCACAUCUUCCCCAGUGAGGGGCCGUCAAGGUAGCAAGCACAUGACUUCGACCUCGCGCGGACAUCUGUCCCCCAGCCCCGCAGGUCCCGCGACGCCUCAGGAUUCCAAGGUGGAGCGAGAGGCCCGAGAGGAGCUUCAAAUUUCAAGGUCCAAUUCGCGGCCACCGGCCGAGUCUCCGAAGGAUGGUGCAGAGCGUGAAGAAGUUUUGCCUGAUGUACUGUUUUCUGCACCACCCGCUGAGCCAGAUGACCGUAUUUCAACCACCAGGAUGCCAUCAGUCGUGCCAACUGAGGCAGGGGACACCCCCCCGAGCUGCCUUUGCAGAGGCCACGGAGACGAGGGCGAUUGA
Molecule: messenger RNA, 1635 nt
Organism: Durusdinium trenchii
Lineage: Eukaryota; Dinophyceae; Suessiales; Symbiodiniaceae
Source: the annotation of a GenBank genome assembly